Messenger RNA from Puntigrus tetrazona (Sumatra barb), 6161 nucleotides. RefSeq names its product euchromatic histone-lysine N-methyltransferase 1b (gene ehmt1b). The record is from RefSeq and is a predicted model, not a curated record. Bases 785 to 4633 code for a protein of 1282 amino acids. Gene Ontology annotation, cellular component: nucleus. The transcript is spliced from 27 exons. NCBI's taxonomy places the organism in Eukaryota, Metazoa, Chordata, Actinopteri, Cypriniformes, Cyprinidae. Gene Ontology annotation, molecular function: protein-lysine N-methyltransferase activity; zinc ion binding; p53 binding.
AUGAAGACCACUGCUUAAGGCAGGUACUGCCUUGUUGCUGGAGGAUUUGACCUUUGAUGAAGCAGGAUUAUUUCCAUCUCCAUUUUUGCUUUUGUGGUCAAAGGAACAAGUAUUUCCAGAUAGCUGCUCGCAACUGGUUUGCUGUAGGUUUUUUUGAAAGAAAUGGAGUCGGUACUCAAAAAAAUCCACAGUUUUGCUGCUUGGAAAUGAGUUUUUCUUUUUUUGGAUUUCAUUUGAUCUGUCUUCUUUCUGAUAAACUGGUUAAAGCACAGGUUCAAGGAUCUGAAGAGCGGGCCUGCUUGAAGUUGGACAGGAACUUUUGGCAAUCUCAGUUUCGCAAGACUUGGUCCUGUGCUCAUCCCAAUUCUGACCUCCGAAUGUUUUCCUUUGGAAGGAUUUUUUUGGGGUGUAGCUGUACCCCGAAACCUUAAUUGGCCUACCACGCCUCUUCAUCUUCAUGAAAGAAUAACCACAAAUUUUCUAUUUACACCUAUUUAAAAGAUAAAUUUAAUUCACUAAUUCAAGAAAUGCCUGCAGUAUCUCAAAUGCAACACAAGCUCCUGUCAAAUUUUAAACAAGAACGUUAUUGGCAUUGCUAGAUGGUUUGCUACGUUUUUGCAGUUGCCUUUAAUGGCAGAAAAGAAGAACUUGCAAAUGGGAUAAACAUGAGCAGCCAAGCAAAUCGAGCCGAUUAUGCAGGCAAUCCUUGAUGCUUUUCCUGAUACCCGAGUGCUGACCUAUAAUCAGCAGUGCAAAACAUAGACCGCUGCUGCUCUUGCUGGCAAUGAGCUUGGUUUUGCUGGCUGGUGCUGUUGUAGAUUCCUUUGAGCCCUCCAGUUUGGCCAAUGGGAAUUCAGGCAAGAGGGAAACCAUGAAGUCCGAGGGGACAAAGGAGUCUCGCAGUGAUCAAGAAGAGGGAGGAGAUGAAGAUCACUCGAACGGGCAAGCCAGCCCUCUCAAAGAGGCCAAUGAGCUGAAUGGGACCUAUGAAAACAUGGACACAAAGAGAACUGAACAGAACCUCUCCUCAAGGUCACCAGCCCGAUCCUCAACCAUGGAGAAUGGACUAUCCGAGACUGAGCCGCCCCACGGCUCUAGAGUUGGCAGUAAUGGAUAUAUUCUAAACAAACAGCAGGAAGACACAGUGUCGACCCCACAUAGGACUAACUGGUCCCCCGUAGGGGGUUCCACAUUGGGGCAUGGGACUAAAAGCUCGCCAACUUCAGCUUCUACAUUUCGACCCCCUGAUCAGGGUUCUUCAAACAGUGCUGCAAGCCCAGGACCGAGCCCAAUAGAGAGACGAGCAGACACAGAGACUAAAAACGGCAGAGUAUCGAAUACACCUCCGCCAACGAUACACCGCGCACGCAAAACUAUGUCAAGGCCGGCCUCAAACCAGACACUAAAGCUUUUGAAUAGGGAAAAUAAGGAGCCAGUCGUGGUGAAAGAUGACAGUCUGGGCAAACCAGAGACAGUGCAGCCUCAGCCAUCUCCAAUCCAGAAUCAGCUACCUCAAAGCCAAACUGACGCCACAUCUGUACUGAACACCACACCAGCCAAGCCACAAACAGUUGAACCCAGACCUGUCUCUCCCUCAGUAGCAGCCGUGUCAAGGAAGAAGAAAAGAAAGAUGGGUACUUACAGUCUUGUGCCCAAGAAGAAAAAUAAAGUCUUGAAACAACGCACAGUUCUGGAGAUGUUUCAGCGCAUGUCCCAGUCUCAACCUAACCCUCAGAUGUCGAAGGAAUCUGUUCAUGUGAAUGGUGAGAGAAUUGAAAAUGAGUCCGAUGAAGAAGAGUCAGAAGAAGGAGAAGACACAGAGGAGGAUGAGGAGCUGGUCAGAGAAGAUGGAGCCAAAGCCUCUCAGGAAGGACCUAAGAUAGCUUCAGUUUCUCAGCCUCUUGAAGAAGAACAGGAGUCUGAGGAGUCACCAGAGGGCGAAGGUGAAGAGGAAGGGGAUGAAUCAGACUUGAGUUCAGAGUCCAGUUUAAAAAAGAAAUGGAAAAAGAAAGUCAAGGGGGACCACGCCUGGCUCCGGCCAUCCAGAAAACGCAAGAGGAAAUUGAAAGCGAAAACAGAAGGACUUUCAGGAAUGGAGUCUCAGUCUCAAUCUGAGAGCCAGUGCUCACCAUCAGCCCCUUCUGAAAACAGGAAAGAGUAUAAAGAAGUCCCACUAGACUCUCUCAACCUAGUGGCACAGGAAGCCUUACUGACAUCUCAGAAUACAGCUGUUUCAGGGUCAGUAGAGAGCACAGAUGCUGACAUGGUGCAGGAACUGCCCCUUUGCAGCUGUCGAAUGGAGAUGCCCAAGAGCCGAGAGAUUCUUACGCUUGCGGACAGGAAGUGUAUGGCGACUGAGAGCAUUGACGGUCAGCUGAGCCGUUGUCAGAGUGCAGUGCUGAAGCACGAGAUGAUGAGGCCUUCAAACUCUGUCCAACUGCUGGUUCUAUGUGAGGACCAUCGCACGGGCAUGGUCAAACAUCAGUGCUGCCCAGGCUGUGGCUUCUUUUGCAGAGCCGGUGUCUUCAUGGAGUGUCAGCCAGAGGUGAACAUCUCCCACCGGUUCCAUCGAGCAUGUGCCUCGGUGCUCAACGGUCAGAGCUUUUGUCCACACUGUGGAGAAGAGGUCAGCAAGGCUAAAGAGGUUACAAUUGCCAAGGCUGAUACGACGUCAACUGUGCCUCUCACUCAUGGCCCCUGCACACCCAGCACCUCAGAGGGCAAAGCGGACACCACCACUGGAGGGUCCACUCGGCUCUCUAUUCUUGGAGAGGGCAAAGCAGAUAGCACCUUACCCAGACCUACACAGGACACAUCUGUUUCUCCUUUGGGCUCGAAAACUGGGCCUGUUGGAGCUGGAUUUGGAACUGGACUUCCACCUAAAGAAACUCUGGAAAGUGUCCUGCUGGCUCUAGAUGCUGAAAAACCCAAGAAACUUCGAUUUCAUCCAAAACAGCUGUAUAUUUCUGCCAAACAAGGAGAGCUCCAGAAGGUCCUACUGAUGUUGGUGGAUGGGAUAGACCCUAACUUUAAAAUGGAGAGUCAAAACAAACGCACACCGCUCCAUGUAGCAGCUGAAGCAGGUCAUCAGGAAGUCUGCCAUAUGCUGGUGCAGGCUGGCGCAAACCUUGACAUGUGUGAUGAGGACCAGCGAACGCCCCUGAUGGAGGCCUGUGAGAACGAUCAUCUUGACACAGUACGCUACCUUCUGAGGGCUGGAGCCAUCGUCUCUCACAAGGAUGUUGAGGGUUCAUCAUGUCUCCAUCUUGCUGCUAAGGCUGGGCAUUUCGGCAUUGUUCAGCAUUUGCUGUCUACAGGAAUUGUAGAUAUUAACUGCCAGGAUGAUGGAGGUUGGACAGCCAUGAUUUGGGCUACUGAGUACAAACAUAUAGACCAAGUAAAACUCUUGCUUUGCAAAGGAGCUGAUAUCAACAUCCGAGACAAGGAGGAAAAUAUCUGUCUGCACUGGGCAGCAUUCUCUGGCUGUGUGGAGAUAGCUGAGAUCCUGCUAGAUGCCAAGUGUGAUCUCAAUGCAGUCAACAUCCACGGAGACUCGCCGUUGCACAUAGCGUCACGAGAGAGCCGGCUCGACUGUGUGAACUUGUUUCUGUCACGGGGUGCUGACAUAAGCCUCAAAAACAAAGAGGGAGAGUCGCCCAUGGAGUGCUGCAGCCAGAACUCGAAGGUUUGGAACGCCCUUCAAGCCAGCAAAAAGCAAAAAGAAGCUAACAGCAGUCAGGCUGACCCAGUAGAGAAGCUUCUUAACAGGGACAUCGCCAGAGGCUACGAGAAAGUCCCCAUCCCAUGUGUGAAUGCAGUGGAUAGCGAACCCUGUCCUGAUAACUACAAAUAUGUCCCUGAUAGCUGUGUGACGUCUCCGAUGAACAUUGACAAAAAUAUCACCCACUUGCAGUAUUGCGUCUGUAAAGACGAUUGCUCCUCGGCUAGCUGCAUGUGUGGCCAACUCAGCCUGCGCUGCUGGUAUGAUAAAGAGAGCCGUCUGCUGCCUGAGUUCUGCAAUGAGGAGCCACCUCUUAUAUUUGAGUGCAACCAUGCCUGCUCCUGCUGGAGAACCUGCAAGAACCGUGUGGUACAGAACGGACUGAGGAUAAGACUGCAGUUAUUCAGGACACAGUUGAUGGGAUGGGGUGUCAAAACGUUACAGGAUAUCCCACAAGGAACGUUUGUUUGCGAAUACGUGGGUGAGAUUAUCUCGGACGCCGAAGCAGAUGUUAGAGAGAAUGACUCUUAUCUUUUCAGUCUGGACAGUAAGGUGGGUGAUAUGUACUGCGUUGAUGCACGUUUCUACGGCAACAUCAGCCGCUUCAUAAACCAUCACUGUGAGCCGAAUCUGUUCCCCUGUCGAGUGUUCACCUCUCACCAGGACCUCAGAUUUCCUCACAUCGCGUUCUUCGCCUGCAAGAACAUCAGUGCCGGAGACGAACUUGGGUUUGAUUACGGCGAUCACUUCUGGGACGUAAAAGGGAAGCUGUUCAGCUGCCAGUGUGGCUCAUCCAAAUGCAAGCACUCAGCCGCCACCAUCGCCCAGAGACAGGCAGACAGUACUCCAGGAGACCAGCAGCCCAGCGCUCUGCCCGAUACCAGCUCGUCCACCCCAUCCAGCCCCAGCUAAGCCCCCCCCUUCUAGCAUAAAACAUCCGGUUCUCCUACUUCUACCAGCCUGUCACCUCCCAUCACCAGCACAGGCCAUACCUCUGCUAUCUCUAAUCAGCUCCGGUUACCAACCCGGGCCACUUUAUGCUACACCCACAGUGCCAUGUUUAGCUCUUGUGGUCUGAAGGCCUGAUUGGUUGAAGCGGUUUAGGGGUUUCAAGUCUCGAAGGUGAGAGGUGCACAACUGGACUGGUUGUUCAGGUGUUCAGUACGCACAUUUUGUAUAUGUUUUUUUUAUUAACAGGCCACCCUUUUGGACCACAAUCUUCAUCAUCAAAAGAGCUCAGUUUUUUUUUUCUUCUCUCGACAUUGAACCUGUUUGAGCCAAUUGAUGGAUUUUGAAACAGGUUUCCGUUGAAUACUACCUUAUUCUUGUCGCACAAUGUGUUCUCUUGCCCGACUCGAACUUCUGCGUCGUUUCUUGUCAUAUUUUAUGAACUUUAUUCUUCGAAGUUUUACUUUCAGCGAAAACUGAACGAUCGAUUCCCAAAUCCUAAACGAGUUCCAGGUGAUGUUCAUUUAUGCAUCUGUUUGUUGAUUUUAGUUUUUGUACAUUCGUGGAAUAUGCAGAAAACUAUGUAAAGGUAUUGAACGACCAACCGCUUUUGUUUUUUUGUUUUUUUCCCCAGUAGCCUUUUCUGAGUCCUUCAAUGGGCUGUGUUAACUCGAGAGCUGUAGGAUUGUCCUCUGAUUGGUUCAAAGACGCAGGACGUCAUGUCAGUGCUACCAAAAUCACGAAAAGGCCUCUGAACAGGACAUAUUUUGGCUUAUACAUUCAGCCCAGAUCUCGAGUAUAAAUGCAUUUUAAUGACGAAGUGCAAAUUAAUCCUGGACGAGUCUAAAAACAAGCCCUAUGGGCUAUUUCCUGCAUGUUACAUGCCUGGAUAGACACGGCUGUUGCAUAUUAAAUGCAUAUUACUUGCACCCCCAUCAAUGCAAAUGAAAACUGUAAAAUAUUUCUGUACGUACUUUCGGUCACAAUGAUGGAACCUAUUAGCAUGCUUUUGAGACACGUGCUCUAGGAAUAGGACUGGAACAUUUCGCUCUGGUGGAAUAAAAAGCGGUCAGCUGUAGGAAAACGCAAAUGGUGCUGAAAAAGGUUUUUGUUAUGUUUAUUUUUUUAUUACUCACUAAGUGAAUACAAGUUGUAAAAUACGAUGAAGAAGCAAGUGUUUCUUUUUUUUUUUUUUUCAUUUGUAUUUUUUUUUCUUUUUUGGGCCUCUGUUUUUUUUCUAACCGUAGUUUGACAUGAUUAGCCUGUAUCAAUUUUGUUCCAUAAGUUCAUGUUGAUGGUGAAACUAUUACAGUCUUUUUAAGUGUUGAUAGUGUAGUCAUGUCCUUUGUGCAAAUCCAGACAUAGAGAUACAAAACACUGCGAACUGAGGGGGAAAAAAGAAAACUGUAACACAUUUCUGGACAGUGAAACAUGAUGCACAAUCUUACUGGUUGUGUUUUUCUUUUUCAAUAAAUUUACUACUAAUAAAAGA